AUGUCUGGUAGAGGUAAGGGCGGGAAGGGGCUCGGUAAAGGAGGUGCUAAGCGUCACCGCAAGGUGCUGCGCGACAAUAUCCAGGGCAUUACUAAGCCGGCUAUCCGCCGCCUGGCUCGGCGUGGCGGCGUGAAGCGCAUCUCGGGCUUGAUCUACGAGGAGACGCGCGGCGUGCUGAAGGUGUUUCUGGAGAACGUGAUUCGCGACGCUGUUACCUACACCGAGCACGCCAAGAGGAAGACCGUGACGGCCAUGGACGUAGUGUACGCGCUUAAGCGCCAGGGACGGAGGACACAGCCAAAAGCACUCUGUCGGGCGACUGGUUCUGCUGCGAUGGCCCGUACCAAGCAGACCGCGCGUAAGUCGACAGGCGGGAAGGCGCCCCGCAAGCAGCUGGCCACCAAGGCGGCCCGUAAGAGCGCGCCGGCCACAGGCGGCGUGAAGAAGCCGCACCGGUACCGUCCCGGCACGGUGGCGCUGCGCGAGAUUCGGCGCUACCAGAAGUCGACGGAGCUGCUGAUCCGCAAGCUGCCGUUCCAGCGGCUGGUGCGGGAGAUCGCGCAGGACUUCAAGACGGACCUGCGGUUCCAGAGCUCUGCGGUGAUGGCGCUGCAGGAGGCGAGCGAGGCCUACCUGGUGGGGCUCUUCGAGGACACCAACCUGUGCGAGGGUGCUGUCAUGUCUGGCAGAGGCAAGGGCGGGAAGGGGCUCGGCAAGGGAGGUGCUAAGCGCCACCGUAAGGUGUUGCGCGACAAUAUCCAGGGCAUUACCAAGCCGGCCAUCCGCCGCCUGGCUCGGCGUGGCGGUGUGAAGCGCAUCUCGGGGCUGAUCUACGAGGAGACGCGCGGCGUGCUGAAGGUGUUCUUGGAGAACGUGAUCCGCGAUGCCGUGACCUACACUGAGCACGCCAAGAGAAAGACGGUGACGGCCAUGGACGUGGUCUAUGCCCUGAAGCGCCAGGGACGCACUCUCUACGGUUUCGGUGGUUAAGCUCGCGAGUGUCCAACCUUACUCUGUUAAAAAACACCAAGGCUCUUUUCAGAGCCACCCACAAAUUUCACAAAGAGAGCUGCUCAUUACUACAGGGAAGCUCUAAAUGUUAAAAACUAGUAGUUAUAUUUCUCAUCUGUUUCAAAAAAUUCUGUUUCAGGAAACGACCUUCAUUUCUUUAUAUAUGUUUAACUCUUAAGCUUGGUAAUUAAUCACUUGUAUGUACUACAGUUCCUUUCAGGGAACUGUAGGGGCCCUUAAAUCAACCCUUGUGAUUUUUCUUAUAAAUUUUGGUUUUGAGUUGGUGAUCGAGUAGCGUUUCUUACGGCUCUUGUCCUGUGUCUUU
Molecule: messenger RNA, 1336 nt
Organism: Calypte anna (Anna's hummingbird)
Lineage: Eukaryota; Metazoa; Chordata; Aves; Apodiformes; Trochilidae
Exons: 4
Coding region: 1-990 (329 amino acids)
Biological process (GO): nucleosome assembly
Cellular component (GO): nucleosome
Molecular function (GO): DNA binding; structural constituent of chromatin; protein heterodimerization activity
Source: RefSeq, a predicted model, not a curated record